AUGUCCAUGGCCCAGCAGCAGAACCAGGUGAUCCUCCAGUUCCACUUCGGAACCUUCGGAGACUCCAUGCUGCAGAAGAUGAACCUGCUCCGCCACCAGACCAGAUUCUGUGACGUCACUGUGCGCAUCAAUGACCUGGAGGUCCCAGGUCACAAGGUGGUGUUGGCAGCCGGUUCUCCCUUCCUCCGGGACCAGUUCUUUCUGCAGGACUCAUCCACGAGGGAGGUCCAGAUCUCCAUGAUCCAGGAGGCGGAGGUAGGCCAUCAGCUGCUCCUGUCCUGCUACACGGGAACCCUGGAGCUGCCUGAGAUAGAGCUGGUCAACUACCUAACUGUGGCUAGCUUCCUUCAGAUGGGCCAUGUAGUGGAGCAGUGCACCCAGGCUCUCAAGAAGUUCAUCCAGCCGCGACCCUGCCAGGUGAAACAGCAGCCUCGGGAGGAGGAAGAAGAUGGAGAGACUCUCAGAGCCUCUCAUGCCCAGAGAGUACAGGAGCUGCCCCAAGCACAGGUAGUGUAUUGUGAGGUGGAGGAGGAUGAUGAAGACGAUGAUGAUGAUGUGACAAUUCAGCUGAUGACACCUCCCCAGAGGCAGAAGCGAGACAGGAGUGAGGGCGAGGAGAGCCCCAUCACCAUCGUAAAGGUGGAGUCCGUGUGUGAGCGGGUGUCUGAACGCCCCUCUACCUCCACCGCAGUGAGCAUCCCCACCAGCCCCCCAUUGUCGAUACACUCCCCCGAGCCCCAGCACUCCCUCAUCAACUCCACAGUGGACACCCGGGCUAGCGAAAUGACCAUGCCACCCAUGCCAGGAUACCCACUCAGCCCCCUUCCACUACCCACCUCAGCCACAGGGAGACCCAAUCUGGGGGGGCACCUACGAAACUCAGACAAAUCCCUUCAGUGGUACCACCAGUGCCCAAAGUGUGCCCGUGUGUUCCGCCAGUUAGAGAACUACGCCAACCACCUCAAGAUGCACAAGCUGUUCAUGUGCCUGCUGUGUGGCAAGAUGUUCACCCAGAAGGGUAACUUGCACCGUCACAUGCGGGUCCACGCUGGCAUCAAGCCCUUCCAAUGCAAGAUCUGUGGCAAGACCUUCACUCAGAAAUGCUCUCUCCUGGACCACCUGAACUUACACAGCGGAGACAAGCCCCAUCGCUGUAACUACUGCGACAUGGUGUUUGCACACAAGCCCGUGCUCCGCAAACACCUCAAACAAAUCCAUGGCAAGAACAGCUUUGACAACGCCAACGAGAGGAGCCAACUACACGACGGGAUUCUAGACUUUGAGUAUGGGCGUCUGCAGGACUGUAGCAUGGACAAUAGCAUGGACAAUAAGCCUGUUCUUAUGGGUGACUCUCUGUAG
Salvelinus namaycush (lake trout) is the source of this 1359-nucleotide messenger RNA. RefSeq names its product zinc finger and BTB domain-containing protein 26-like. Lineage: Eukaryota; Metazoa; Chordata; Actinopteri; Salmoniformes; Salmonidae. Gene Ontology annotation, molecular function: protein binding; RNA polymerase II cis-regulatory region sequence-specific DNA binding; DNA-binding transcription factor activity, RNA polymerase II-specific. The record is from RefSeq and is a predicted model, not a curated record. The transcript has 2 exons. Bases 1 to 1359 code for a protein of 452 amino acids. Gene Ontology annotation, biological process: regulation of transcription by RNA polymerase II.